UCCGGUCGGUUAGUUUCGGUAGUUUCGGCGUGAGUUGUGGUGUGCUGCUGGCUGGUUGAGCGCUUCUGCUGCUGUGUCAGCGGCGUUGUAAUUCCCAAGUACUUACCGCCGUCCUCUGUUGCAGAGCUUGCCCAACGUACUAUUCCAUUUCUGUGCAGUGUGUUCCUCGCUUCCAGUCCUUGUGAUUGCCGGCGCUGUUGCGAUACACUGGGCUGGGCAUCCACAGCUGCAGAUGCACAGACCAGCACUUUCUUUCCAGGCGUAAUCUUUUGGAAUAAAACUUACCGCUAGUAUUUGCUAGCUUGGCAUCGAUGUGAAAACCUCAAUGGGAGAAUGCUUCCGUUGUGAUUUGGUUGUCGACGUUGUAUCGCCUCUACUGUCAGGACUUUCAAGUUGAAACUUGCCCACGUCAUCAUGGUGGCAAAAAACAAAGAUUCGGUGGAAUGGUUGCUGCUCCUGGCCUGCGCCGUGCAUCUCGUCGUUUGUCCGUUCACAAAAGUCGAGGAGAGCUUCAACCUGCAAGCUAUACACGACAUCAUUUACCAUAGAACGAACAUUUCGAAUUACGACCACCUGGAAUUCCCCGGUGUUGUGCCGAGGUCGUUUAUGGGACCUCUGAUGGUUGCCCUUUUUGCUGGUCCUUGGGUUGCUGUGAGCGCCCUGAUGGGCUUGGAAAAGAUAGUUGCACAGUUCAUUGUCAGGGCUGUCCUUGGGACAAUGGUGGCAUGUGCAUACCGUGAGUUCACCAGGGCUCUCCAGAAAGAAUUUGGCUCCGCCAUGACCAACUGGCUUACCUUGCUGACAGUGUCACAGUUCCACUUUGUCUUCUAUAUGUCACGUCCACUUCCCAACACCUUUGCUUUGAUUUUCGUGUUUCUUGCAUAUAGCUCCUGGCUGGAACAACGCCAUUUGCCACUUAUUGUCACAAGUGGAGUGGCUGUCCUUGUUUUCCGUGCUGAGCUGGCAUCCCUCCUGGGCAUCAUCAUCCUCGUGGAGAUAUUCCUUGGUCGUCUGAGCAUCUUCAACGUUUUCAAGUGGGGAAUCCCCAUCGCCCUAGCAUUGCUCGGAACAACUAUUGCUAUUGACUCCUUUUUCUGGCAACGAUGGCUGUGGCCAGAAGGUGAAGUGCUCUGGUUCAAUGUGGUGCUGAACAAGAGCUCUGAAUGGGGUACUUCACCUUGGUCGUGGUACCUGUAUUCAGCCCUUCCUCGGGCGCUUGGCAGCUCUCUGCUCCUGAUCCCCGUCGGUGUGUGGGUGGACCGGCGGGUGAAGAUGCUGCUACUGCCUGCCGGGGCAUAUGUGCUUCUGUACUCGUUCCUGCCCCACAAGGAGCUGCGUUUCAUCAUCUACACUCUCCCUCUCCUCAACGUGGCUGCUGCAAGGGCAUGUUUGCACUUCUGGAAUAACAGGCUCAAGUCCUCGUGGCAUGUCGUCUGCACGCUGGGCAUCUGCUUUCAUCUUGUUGCUAACCUUUUUGCGACUGGCCUCCUGCUUUACGUCUCCAGCCAUAACUACCCUGGGGGCUACGCACUUAAGAAGCUGCACGAAAUCGAGGCAGGAUUGCCAGUUGCCAAUAUCCACAUCGAUGUGUUUGCCGCUCAGACAGGGGUCUCCAGAUUUGGAGAGCUGAAUCCUCAUUGGAGAUACAACAAGACAGAAAACCUUGUACCUGGUGGUCUGGAGAUGCAGAGCUUCACGCACCUCAUUUUGGAGGGCAAGUCUAUGCACAGUAGCUCGGUGGUGCCUUACCGGGACACCCAUGAGCUGCUGGCCACAGUGGAAGGCUACAGCCACGUGCGGCUCAACUACGCUGCCUUGCCGCUUGUGCAUGUGCGGACUCGACCCCGAGUGCUCAUUCUCAGGCGCAAGGUGCCGCCCACGCAAGUCAUCCUCAAUCUCCAGCGCAAGCAGUCAGCACGAGUGUGACGGCCACAGUGUUAUGCUUGACAUACGAUAGUUGCCUCAGGUCUCUGCCAACCAUUUUGGUUUGCUCAGUGCAACGUUACGAGAUCCAGAAAUGUGGGAAAUGGUGCCAAGAAUGGGGCAACAAAGGGCAUAUAUUGA
Molecule: messenger RNA, 2064 nt
Organism: Rhipicephalus sanguineus (brown dog tick)
Lineage: Eukaryota; Metazoa; Arthropoda; Arachnida; Ixodida; Ixodidae
Gene: Alg12
Product: probable Dol-P-Man:Man(7)GlcNAc(2)-PP-Dol alpha-1,6-mannosyltransferase
Exons: 10
Coding region: 415-1926 (503 amino acids)
Biological process (GO): protein N-linked glycosylation
Cellular component (GO): endoplasmic reticulum membrane
Molecular function (GO): alpha-1,6-mannosyltransferase activity
Source: RefSeq, a predicted model, not a curated record